UCUAACCAUGCAGCACCUCAACACAUCCAACAGCUCGCUCACUGCUCCAGUCUCAGCUGAAUACUUGAUUGGGAGUAGUAUACUGGCAGUUUGCUUCAUACUGGGAGUUCCUGGGAACAUUGCAGUAUUGGUAUAUCUUAGUGGAUGGCUGAAGAGAGGCAGUUACACCCCACGAUUGAUGCUAAGCCUUGCCAUAUCAGACCUGCUCACUCUGCUUUCUCUGCCGUUUUGGAUUUGGUCUUUUCUUCAUAACUGGGUCUUUGGCUUGGUCAUGUGUAAGCUUCUAUCCUACUUGGUAUACUUCAGCCUGUACUGUAGUACACUGUGUGUGAUUCUGAUGAGUGUGCAGCGAUACAUGCAAGUGCUGCAUUCAGGGAAAUGGAAAAAGCUUGGCAGAAAAGGAAAGAAGAUCAUACUGAGUGGGAUGUGGAUGUUUAGUGGAGUAAUAUCUUUCUAUGCUCCCAUGCAACGCACUCUAAAGUUGAACAGUGAAAGACAUGUUCAGUGUAGUCUGGUCUAUCGUGAUAAUUUUGAGCGAGUCGCUACUUUAAUCUGGGAGACAACAUUUUUUAUAGUUUUGUUUCCCACACUGACUUACUUCUACUUUCAUCUUCACAGAGGAGUUAAUAACUCAGCUUUUUUUAGCAGUAACAUUUUGACAAAGCUGGUGAUCCGAAUUUUGGCAUGUUUUUUUUUUUUUUGGGUCCCAAUACAAAUCUCCAACAUUAUGAUGGUCAUUGCUGUUUUACUUGAAAAUGAAAUUCUGGAAAAGCUAUUAAACACAUUCUGAAACAUUAAGACACAUAGCAAAAUACACACACACACACACACACACACACACACACACACACACACACACACA
Silurus meridionalis is the source of this 862-nucleotide messenger RNA. RefSeq names its product C-X-C chemokine receptor type 4-like. Gene Ontology annotation, cellular component: membrane. Bases 8 to 790 code for a protein of 260 amino acids. The record is from RefSeq and is a predicted model, not a curated record. The transcript is spliced from 2 exons. Gene Ontology annotation, molecular function: G protein-coupled receptor activity. NCBI's taxonomy places the organism in Eukaryota, Metazoa, Chordata, Actinopteri, Siluriformes, Siluridae. Gene Ontology annotation, biological process: G protein-coupled receptor signaling pathway; immune response.